This is a messenger RNA of Sitodiplosis mosellana (orange wheat blossom midge), 809 nucleotides long. Its product is annotated as mite allergen Der p 3-like. Gene Ontology annotation, molecular function: serine-type endopeptidase activity. The coding region runs from base 75 to 809 and encodes 244 amino acids. The record is from RefSeq and is a predicted model, not a curated record. The transcript has 4 exons. NCBI's taxonomy places the organism in Eukaryota, Metazoa, Arthropoda, Insecta, Diptera, Cecidomyiidae. Gene Ontology annotation, biological process: proteolysis.
UCUAAAGAAGUACAAGACGGUUCUCUACUCUCAUUGUGCAAGAGAUUAAAACUCUAUUUCGUUGGCAAAUUAAAAUGAAUCUACUACACGGUUGGUUAUCGGUGCUAUUUAUCGUUGAAUUUUCGGAACUUCAAGGAAAACAUGGCUUUUUCUCGCAAGCUCUUCUUAAGGGCGAAGUGAUUGAAAACAUGUCACAGGCAAAGUUUGUAGCUGGAAUUCUUACCCCCUCAAACCAUCCAAAUGAUGCCAAUAGAAUAAUGAUGAGUAGGUGUACCGCAUUUAUUCUGUCGAAAACGGAAAUUAUCACGAAUGCCCAUUGUGUGUAUGACGCUCCAUAUGUUUAUGUGGUAGCUGGUACAAAAGUUGUAUCGGCUGCAAACCAGAAAAUUAAAAUCAAAGUCGAAAAAGAGAAUAUUGCAUAUCACCGUCAUUAUAGUCAUUUAAUUUUUGGUGCAUUUGAUAUUGCCAAAAUUACAUUGGAAACGCCGUUAGAAUUCAGCGAUACCGUUGGCAGGAUCGAACUCGUGGAUGAGGAUUACAAAUUGAAUGACCCAUCAGAAGUGGUCACUGCCUAUGGAUAUGGUGUGUUGAACAACAUCGGACCAUUGAUAUUGAGGCGUUGCGAUGCAAACUAUAUAUCUGUUGUCGAACGAGUCAACACAUUUAAUCCAAGUCAGACUUUGUACUUUAAAACUGGUGAAGCUAAAAAUGAUGGCGAAAUUAUAACACCUGGCGAUUCGGGUGGACCAGUCGUUUCAAAAACAAAUGGCAAAAUCGUGGGCAUAAUAACGGGGUAUAGAAGUAAAUAA